Messenger RNA from Raphanus sativus (radish), 1293 nucleotides. Its product is annotated as WAT1-related protein At1g43650. The transcript has 7 exons. Lineage: Eukaryota; Viridiplantae; Streptophyta; Magnoliopsida; Brassicales; Brassicaceae. Bases 61 to 1089 code for a protein of 342 amino acids. The record is from RefSeq and is a predicted model, not a curated record. Gene Ontology annotation, molecular function: transmembrane transporter activity. Gene Ontology annotation, cellular component: plasma membrane.
AGAGAAGCAAAGCUUCAGCAUAUAAAACGAAGAUAAGAAAACAUACAUAACUAUUACUCCAUGAUGAUGAAGCACAAAGCCAACAUGGCAAUGGUGUUUGUACAGAUUAUAUACGCAGGAAUGCCAUUGCUCUCAAAAGUGGCCAUCUCUCAAGGGACCAACCCUUUUGUCUUUGUUUUCUACCGACAAGCCUUCGCUGCUCUGGCGUUGUCCCCUUUCGCAUUCUUCCUUGAAAGCGCCAAAUCAUCCCCUCUGUCCUUCUUCUUGCUGCUGAAAAUUUUCAUGAUCUCCUUAUGCGGACUCACGCUAAGUCUUAACCUCUUCUAUGUGGCCAUCGACAACACCACUGCCACCUUUGCAGCAGCAACCACCAACGCCAUUCCCUCUAUCACCUUCGUAUUGGCUUUUCUUUUCGGAUUAGAGACGGUGACGUUAAAGAAGUCAUACGGACUGGCGAAAGUAUUUGGUUCGAUGGUUGGUAUGUUGGGCGCACUAGUGUUCGCAUUUGUGAAAGGGCCAAGUUUGAUCAAUCAUGACAGCAACAAGACCAUUCCAAACAAGGCCAUUCCAUCAACAAAAAAUUCAGUAAAAGGAUCCAUCACUAUGCUUGCCGCCAAUACCUGCUGGUGUUUGUGGAUUGUAUUGCAGAGCAAGGUGAUGAAAGAAUACACAGCUAAGUUGCGAUUGGUAACACUUCAAUGCGUCUUCAGUUGUAUGCAAACCGCAGUUUGGGCACUCGCAGUGAAUAGAAGUCCAUCAGUUUGGAAGAUCGAAUUUGGCUUACCUCUUCUAUCAAUGGCUUAUUGUGGAAUUAUGGUAACUGGAUUCACAUAUUGGUUACAAGUAUGGGCUAUAGAGAAGAAAGGACCAGUAUUCACUGCACUCUACACUCCUUUAGCUCUCAUCAUUACAUGCAUCGUCUCGUCUUUCCUUUUUAAGGAAACCCUCUAUCUUGGAAGUGUUUGUGGAGCCUUUCUGUUGGUGUGUGGACUAUACAUUGGUCUUUGGGGUAAAACUAAAGAAGAAGAAGAACAAACAUAUGGUGAGAAGCAAAUCCUACAAGAGACUAAAGGAGAGAUGACUGUCUAAUAUUUCGUCUCUAUGCACUUUGUUCCAACUAUCACCAUUAUCAAUAAUGUCCGCGUGUAAUCAUGAAUGUGGAGUUUUUUCCCUUCUUCUUUCUUAUCUUCGGCGAAUUUUUUUAUUGGUGAGAAAAUGGUUUGAAAAUAUUGUCGAGUCAGUAUUUCGCAGAAGAAAAAUUGUAGAAAUUAUGCUAUUAUUUUUUUUUUUGAA